Diutina rugosa is the source of this 2085-nucleotide messenger RNA. RefSeq names its product ubiquitin-ubiquitin ligase. Gene Ontology annotation, cellular component: ubiquitin ligase complex. Gene Ontology annotation, molecular function: ubiquitin-ubiquitin ligase activity. The record is from RefSeq and is a predicted model, not a curated record. The transcript has a single exon. Bases 1 to 2085 code for a protein of 694 amino acids. NCBI's taxonomy places the organism in Eukaryota, Fungi, Ascomycota, Pichiomycetes, Serinales, Debaryomycetaceae. Gene Ontology annotation, biological process: protein monoubiquitination; protein polyubiquitination.
AUGAACCUCACUCGGCACCCGCCGCCCUACGAGCCUGACGGCUCCCCGACCACCGCUGCCAAUGCCAACGAGGUUCCCCCGGCCCGUUCGCCGUCACAAAACACCCUCAGGCCGUCGCCGAGCCCGUCAAAGACCAAGGAGGUGUACGACAUCCUCCCGUCAUUCCAAAUGUACCAGGCCAUUCUCAAGCGCAACGAGCACCAGUUCACCGAGAACUUAGUGGAAAAGCCCCCCCAGUACGAGACCGAGGGCACUGACGCGGCUACCAGUGCCUACACGCCUCCACACGAGGCCACCAACCCCUUGGACGAGUACGCCGCCUUUGACCACCAGGAGACCCAGGAGGACAUCGAGCUCCACAACGACAACGUGGCGGUGCUCCACGAGGCCUACGGCAGCUCCAUCGUCGACAACAUCGACCGGGUGCCCAAGGAACUGUCGCUGCCGUUCGACAUCCAGAUUUUCGUCACCAAGGAUAUCCCCGAGCCCUACACCGACAACGAGUUGGAAACCCGCCUCAAACACUACACCCUGGGCGACCUCGUCAACGGCUACCUUGUGGUGACCAACACCACCGCCAUCCCCCAGACGUUUGGCCUCUUCACGGUGCUGUUGGAAGGGCUGAUCAAAAUCACCGAGCCGGCGCCGGCGGGGGAACCGGCCAAGUACCAUAAGAUUCUCAUGAAGAAGUUCUUGCGGAUGUACGACCUCCACGCCCUGUACGGGUACAUCCAGGUGCCCAAUCUGGCGGGGAUCGAGUACCCGCCCCACACCCGCGACACCCACGACGGCACCAUCAUCGCCCUCCCUGAGACCCGCGUGCUUCAACCACAUACCAAGUACAAGAAGUUCUUCACCUUCCGCUUCCCCAGCCGCCUCUUGGACAACGUGUGCCCCACCCAGCUCGAGCCCCACAUCGCGGCCCCGCCGCUGUUUGGCGUCGACCACACGGGGUUUAACAAUAAAGCCGGCGGCAUCAAAGUGAACAAAGUGUUGGGCUACGGCCACUUGGACGUGCGGGGGACGCCGUUGCUCACUAAGGACUUUGGCUGGGACAACGUCAGUAUCUCGUAUACGAUCGAGGCGAAGUUUAUCGACCGCAAACACGCGGCGCUGGUCCCGUUUCUGCAACACGACAUCGACGACCCCGAGCAGUACGUGAUUCUGAAGCAAGCACAGUACUUUCUUCGCUUUGUCCCCACCGCGCCGGAACCACUGCCGGCAUUACCGACAUCGGAAGCGAUCGCGGCGCAAUUUGCCGCCAUCGAGCACGAUAUCAAUCGGCAACUCGCCCACAUCAGCGGCGAGGUUAAAGAUAAGCACUUAUUUGAGGGUGCCGACGCGCUGGCGACAUCUAAACUACCGUCGAAGCCGCGUCCAGUGGUGGUGCUGGCUCCCGUCACUGUCUUGAGUAAGCGUGGUCUCCUCAAACUGGUGGCGAAAGUGGGCACUUGUCAAGCGGCAGUGACGCAAGUGCCGGCGAUGCUCAGCUACAGUCUGCCGACGUUGCUCAUGCGCUACAACCACGAUACCGUGGCGCCGCUGGCGCUUGCGCUUGAACUUACAUUUACUGGCGUCGAGGGGAGGAAACCGCCGGCGGUGGCGUCGGUGGAGGUGAACAUGGUGGUGUGGUCGUACUGCCUGGACUUCCCGGUGCCGUUUGCGAUAUCGGGCGACUUCUUUGCCGAUAGCGAUCAGGGGCUCGCCCACCUCCAGAAACGGGCCCAGGCGUACCAAGGGUUUAUCGACGCCAACCCGGGGCUCAAAGUGUCGCGGGCGACACGCGGGUUCCUCAAGCUGGCGCGGACGUUGCGAGCCAAGCGUGACGUCAUUGGUGGCUACUUCCAGCCGUGGACGCCGCUGGCCCCGGACAAGUGGGCCAGCGACGGAGGCCACGCGCGCUUCCGGGCGACGGUGCCGUUGGUGGUGAUCAAUAAGGCCAACGUCAACGUCAUCCCCUCGUUCCAAACGUGUUUGGUCGGGCGCAGCUACUGUCUCCAAGUGGUGGUGCGGCUUAAAGGUGAUGGCGACGCCAUGGUGUGCGAAGUGCCCGUCACCGUCGGCUACUCCCCCCAGCCCGCCUAA